Thlaspi arvense is the source of this 1014-nucleotide messenger RNA. The record is from the annotation of a GenBank genome assembly. Lineage: Eukaryota; Viridiplantae; Streptophyta; Magnoliopsida; Brassicales; Brassicaceae.
AUGGAUUCUCGUCGAUCGUUAAUGUCCGCCACAACGGCAAGCCUCUGUUUUCUAUGGUGUAUCUGCGCCACCGUCGUUGUAUCAAACGGUGAGCUUCAGAGAUUUAUCGAGCCGGCGAAGAGCGACGGCUCCGUUAGUUUUAUAACGAUCGGAGAUUGGGGUCGCCGUGGCUUCUUCAAUCAGUCUAUCGUCGCCUAUCAGAUGGGGAGAAUUGGAGAGAAGAUUAAUUUAGAUUUCGUGGUGUCUACGGGAGAUAACUUCUACGACAAUGGAUUGUUUAGUGAAAACGAUCCAAAUUUCGAAGAAUCUUUCUCUAAUAUCUACACAGCUCCAAGUCUCCAGAAACAGUGGUACAGUGUUUUGGGGAACCAUGACUAUAGAGGAGACGCGGAGGCUCAGCUCAGCCCUGUUCUCCGGGAAAUCGACAGCCGUUGGACCUGUCUCCGAUCAUUCAUCGUCGACGCUGAGUUAGUCGAGAUCUUCUUCGUCGACACGACUCCUUUCGUGAAGGAAUACUACACAGAAGCAGAUGGUCACACAUACGACUGGCGCGCGAUCCCAUCUCGCAACUCUUAUGUCAGGUCUCUCCUCCGUGACCUCGAAGCUUCUUUGAAGAGGUCCAAAGCAACAUGGAAGAUUGUGGUCGGCCAUCACGCGAUGAGAAGCAUCGGACACCAUGGAGACACUAAAGAGCUCGUCGAGGAGCUUCUUCCGAUUAUGAAAGAGACCGGUGUCGAUCUCUACAUGAACGGACACGACCACUGUCUUGAACAUAUCAGUGACGAAGACAGCCCGAUUCAGUUUCUAACGAGUGGUGCUGGCUCCAAGGCUUGGAGAGGAGAUGUCGACCCGAUGACCAACGAUCCCAAGUCUGUGAGGUUCUUUUACGAUGGUCAAGGAUUCAUGUCUGCUCGAUUCACUCACUCGGAUGCAGAGAUCGUCUUCUACGAUGUCUUUGGCGAGGUUCUGCACAAAUGGGUUACUUCUAAACAGCUUCUUCAUUCCUCUGUUUGA